CCUCCUCCCCUUCCAUGAACAAAUUAAACCACUACAGAUCCAUCGAACUCGAUCAUUGCCUAAGUAGCUGAAAGCUAGUAUAGCGAGCGAUGACCGUCGUCGCCGUCGUCGAUGACGACGGUGCCGGCGCGGCGGCGGCGCAGCAGCAGGAGGAGGUGCCGCCGGGGCGCGGGCAGACGGUGUGCGUCACCGGCGCCGCCGGGUACAUCGCGUCGUGGCUCGUCAAGCUGCUGCUGGAGAGGGGCUACACCGUGAAGGGCACAGUGAGAAACCCAGAUGACCCGAAGAACGCUCAUCUGAAGGCGCUGGACGGCGCCGCCGAGAGGCUGGUCCUGUGCAAGGCCGACCUCCUCGACUACGACGCCAUCCGCGCCGCCGUCGACGGCUGCCACGGCGUGUUCCACACAGCCUCCCCCGUCACCGACGACCCUGAGCAGAUGGUGGAGCCGGCGGUGCGGGGCACGGAGCACGUGAUAAAGGCGGCGGCGGAGGCCGGCGCGGUGCGGCGGGUGGUGUUCACGUCGUCCAUCGGCGCCGUGACCAUGGACCCCAACCGCGGCCCCGACGUGGUCGUCGACGAGUCCUGCUGGAGCGACCUCGAAUUCUGCAAGAAAACUAAGAACUGGUACUGCUACGGGAAGGCGGUGGCGGAGCAGGCGGCGCGCAGGGCGGCGGAGGAGCGCGGCGUCGACCUCGUCGUGGUGAACCCGGUGCUGGUGGUGGGGCCGCUGCUGCAGCCGACGGUGAACGCCAGCGCCGUGCACAUCCUCAAGUACCUCGACGGCUCGGCCAGGAAGUACGCCAACGCCGUGCAGGCGUACGUCGACGUGCGCGACGUCGCCGCCGCGCACGUCCGCGUCUUCGAGGAGCCGGCCGCCUCCGGCCGGUACCUCUGCGCCGAGCGCGUCCUGCACCGCGAGGACGUCGUCCACAUCCUCGCCAAGCUCUUCCCCGAGUAUCCUGUGCCCACAAGGUGCUCUGACGAGGUGAACCCACGGAAGCAGCCCUACAAGAUGUCCAACAAGAAGCUGCAGGAUCUUGGCCUCCAGUUCAUACCCGUGAGCGACUCGCUGCAUGAGACGGUGAAGAGCCUCCAGUUGAAGGGACACCUCCCAGUGCUGGGCAAGGAGAUCCCAGCAGCUGGACUGAAUGGUGUGACAGCAUGAUCACACUGUUUAAAGAGCAUUUUUCCCAUCCUUAAACAGUCAUCACUGUUUUCUACGUAAAAUUUGAUACCUUCUAAUAUCUAAGUCUAAGGUAUAAAAAGAUAUAAAAUUUUACAUAAAAAACAGUGGUACCUUAUCAAAGAUGGUAAAAUUACUCGUUCAAGAAAUAACACAUUUAACGUAUGUCCUCCUGCGACAGCGUUUAAUUAGGCAUCUCUUGUUACGUAUGUAAACUAAGUGGAACAAAGAAGACACAGGGUAGGUAUACUCUCUGAUCUGAAGAUCAGCAGAUCUACGUGAAGUCUGCCCUUCUAGUUCUAAAAUUGUAUACCCAUAUGAUUUCACGAGUAAUUUCUUCUUGGCACCAGUUUAUCACAAUUGAUUUCCUUAACCAUAUGUACCAAAUUAUCAACAGCUCACUUAUGAAGAGAUAUAUGAUUACAGAUGAAAAAAUGCAUCCUAAAGCGAUGUCAGAUGUCA
Oryza brachyantha (malo sina) is the source of this 1646-nucleotide messenger RNA. RefSeq names its product cinnamoyl-CoA reductase 1-like. The record is from RefSeq and is a predicted model, not a curated record. The transcript is spliced from 5 exons. NCBI's taxonomy places the organism in Eukaryota, Viridiplantae, Streptophyta, Magnoliopsida, Poales, Poaceae. Bases 90 to 1166 code for a protein of 358 amino acids. Gene Ontology annotation, molecular function: oxidoreductase activity, acting on the CH-OH group of donors, NAD or NADP as acceptor.